Molecule: messenger RNA, 1964 nt
Organism: Branchiostoma belcheri (Belcher's lancelet)
Lineage: Eukaryota; Metazoa; Chordata; Leptocardii; Amphioxiformes; Branchiostomatidae
Product: zinc finger protein 436-like
Exons: 4
Coding region: 124-1878 (584 amino acids)
Molecular function (GO): protein binding
Source: RefSeq, a predicted model, not a curated record
UAAUUUUUCAUUUUCAGGUGCACAAUUUUUAGCCUAAAACGGCUGGAACAUUGCAUGGAGACAAGGGUUAAAUCACACAGUUUCCAUAUAUAUACAGAGAGAGGGCCUGCACGUCAAUAGAGAAUGACGACCAGUACAGCUCACAUCUACAAGUACCUGAGUCUGCCUGACAGUCUACUGCAGCAGCUGGACCAGCAGCGCAGGGAUGACCUGCUGUGUGACAUCACACUCAAGACAGCAGGACAGGAGUGGAGAGCUCACAAGUGUGUGCUGUCUGCACACUCAGGGUACUUCAAGUCUGUGUUCGCUGCUUAUGAUGCCACAGAGGUCCAACUGGACCCUGUGACAGAGAAAGGCUUCAGUGCUCUUCUGGACUACAUGUACACAGCCAAGCUGGUGCUGACCAAGGAGACAGCCCAGGACAUCUUGGUAGCAGCAGGGUUUCUGGAGAUUGUCAAUGUGCUGUCUGACUGUUCCACCUACCUGAGUGGACCAGAGGAACAGCCUGUGGACAACCAACCAAACACUGCUGGUCAGAAAGAAACCACAGAACCAGGAGGAUCUGCCCCUCCCACCCAACCACAGCCAGUCAAGCGGGGUAGAGGCAGGCCGAAGGGCUCAAAGGGACGUCCUAAACAGACGGCCAUGUUGUCUGAUGAUGAUGAUGAUGAUGUGGACCUGAGCAAGCUUGUUCUGCAGGGGGACGGACCGUACACCUGCGACAUCUGCCAGGCUCAGUUCACCCGCAGGUCCAAGAUCCUGGCCCACAGAAGGAGACAUGCGGUGGAGAAGCUGUUCACGUGUGACAUCUGUGAUGAGACCUUCUCCAAGAAAGGCCCUUACCUGAGCCACAGGAGGACACACGGCACUAACCUCACCUGUAGAAAAUGUAGCGCUGACUUCAGCGAUGAGAAGAGCCUAGAAGAACAUAUGAAAGAACACACGGAGGAGGACAAGUUUCUGUGUGUGGAGUGUGAUAGACCCUUCCUGUCACGCAGCUCUCUCAUUCAACACAAGCGGAGACACACUGGUGAGAAACCCUUCACCUGUAAGGACUGUUCCAAGAGUUUUGCCCAGAAGACGACGCUGAUUCGCCACUGUCGCAGCCACACAGGCGAGAAGCCGUUUGCCUGCGACCUCUGUCAAAAGAGGUUUUCAGAAAAGGGUAACAUGUUAACUCAUCGCAGGAUACACACCGGGGAGAAACCAUUCAAGUGUGAGGUGUGCGAGACCCGGUUUGGAAAGUUGUCUACGCUGAUCCAACACCGCAGACAGCACACGCACAAGGGGGAGAAACCUUUCACCUGUGAGAUCUGCAACGCUGCGUACACCCAGAAGAGCCACCUGGUGUCACAUCAGAAGUUAAAACACAUGGGGCAGGCUCGCUUCUCCUGCUCAUUCUGCUCAGCACAGUUUGACAACAAGUUUCACUUCACGCGGCACCAGAGAACCCACACAGGCGAGCGCCCGUUUCAGUGUGACACGUGUCAUUCUAGAUUUGCCCUGAAAGCUAACCUGCAGAGGCACAAAACAUUACACAGUAAAGAGAAGCAGGGGAGGGGGCGUUCUGCAAAGCAACAAGACGCAGGUGCAGCAGGUGCUGAUCAGCCUGUUCAGGUGCAGCUGCAGCUGCCACAGGGUGUUUCAGCUGCAAGCCACAUCCAGGCACUGGUGUCCCAGAGUGGGGAGACCAUUCCCAUCAGAGUUACGGACAUUUCUCCGGAGAUAUCUCCAGUCUCACACGCGUCACAGAUACAAGACAUCCAGCCCAGCUCUACCACUCAAACAGUACAGAUUGUAGAUCUGCAAGCCAACCCUCAAAAUGCAACCCAAGCACUACUGCAACUGUGUAGCAUUGAUCAUGACUACCCUCAGUAGAAGCUUGUUUCAUGUACAUGUACAUGUGUGUGUGUAACAGACAUACAAAAUAUACUGACAUCAGGGGUGCAAGAGUAUACAGUGCA